Pseudoliparis swirei is the source of this 2817-nucleotide messenger RNA. It is a transcript of the gene rfng, whose product is annotated as RFNG O-fucosylpeptide 3-beta-N-acetylglucosaminyltransferase. Gene Ontology annotation, cellular component: membrane. Gene Ontology annotation, biological process: regulation of Notch signaling pathway. The transcript is spliced from 9 exons. Bases 383 to 1546 code for a protein of 387 amino acids. The record is from RefSeq and is a predicted model, not a curated record. Gene Ontology annotation, molecular function: O-fucosylpeptide 3-beta-N-acetylglucosaminyltransferase activity. Lineage: Eukaryota; Metazoa; Chordata; Actinopteri; Perciformes; Liparidae.
UUCGUGGUCUGUGGAAUGUUUGGUUACCUAGAAGUGGUCUCGCUCUCUGUGUAGCUCGAGCUGGAGCCUUCAGGACUCCCACAGAACUUUCUUAACACCUAAAGAAGUCCGACUCGAGAGGACAGAAGAGCAUCCAGAUAACUAUCGGUACCGUAAAGUCACGUCGGAGCAAGAAGAAGAAGGACGACGAGUCGCGCGCUGGAUCCGGUGCCUUUGAGCCCGGUUCGCACCCCACCGAGACGGGCUUCCAGUCCGGUUGACGCUCCGCGCCUCCUCACCAUACUGAGGGAAGGAGGUGGAAUGUGUCCUCGGUGCCGCGGACCCCGUGUGAUGUGAGGAUGGGUCAGCGUGGUGUCGGAAGCGCCCGCAGCCCUGGAGGCUGAUGCACCGCCUCCGUCGGCCAAUCAGGAUGCACAUAGCUCCGGUGGGCGUCAACAAGUUCUGCUUCCUGUUCUCCCUGGCGUUCUGCGGCCUCCUGCUCCUGCUCAUCCCGGCCCUCCAGCCUCCGGCGCGCCAGGUGGACCUGCCCCAGCCCCGCCCCCAAGCCAGACGGGCACGGGCGGGCCUGCAGCACCGGGUCGGGGUUCCAGGAGCGUCUGUCCGUGCGGAGCUGAGUCGGACUGAAGGCACCGGGCCUGAUGCCCUUAGUCCCAAGAGGGGCAUGGGCCCUGGAAGAGGAGCUACCCCCCCUACAGGGAAGGCCGGUGGACCUUCAGGCUAUAGGUCCCGGAAACCGUUGGACUUCAAGGACAUUUUUAUUGCCGUGAAGACGACCAGGAAGUACCACAAGUCCAGACUGGAGCUGCUGAUCCAGACCUGGGUCUCCAGACACAAGGAGCAGACGUUCAUAUUUACCGACGGCGAGGACAAGGAGCUGCAGACGAGAACGGGAGUGAACCUCAUCAACACCAACUGCUCGGCGGCUCACACCCGCCAGGCCCUGUGCUGCAAGAUGUCGGUGGAGUACGAUAAAUUCAUCGAGUCUCAGAAGAAGUGGUUCUGCCACGUGGAUGACGAUAACUACGUCAUCCUGCCCAGCCUGCUGGGGCUGCUCUCCUCCUACCACCACAGCCAGGAUGUCUACCUGGGCCGGCCCAGUCUGGACCAUGCUAUCGAGGCUGCAGAGAGGGUCAAGAGUGACGGAUCGGUGUCCGUCAAGUUCUGGUUUGCCACAGGUGGAGCAGGUUUCUGUAUCAGCAGAGGCCUGGCGCUGAAAAUGAGCCCGUGGGCCAGUUUGGGUAAUUUCAUCAGCACGGCCGAAAAGAUCCGACUACCGGACGACUGCACCAUCGGCUACAUCAUCGAAGCGCUGCUGGAGGUCACCCUGACGCACACACACCUCUUCCACUCCCACCUGGAGAAGCUGCAGAAGCUGCCCACCGACACUGUGCUGGAGCAGGUCACUCUAAGCUUUGGAGGCUUCGAGAACAGAAGAAAUGUGGUCAGCAUUGUUGGAGGGUUUUCAUUGGCUGAUGACCCCACGAGGUUCAAGACGGUGCACUGCCUCCUCUACCCAGAGACCAGCUGGUGCCCGAACUCAGCCUGAGUGUGUGUGUGUGUGUGUGUGUGUGUGUGUGUGUGUGUGUGUGUGUGUGUGUGUGUGUGUGUGUGUGUGUGUGUGUGUGUGUGUGCGAACACUUCGGCCCAAAGUCUAUAUGGAAUACAGACGCUUUCUGUAGAAUGAGGUUGUUGAGCUGCUUUUCAUUUUUUUGAGUGUGAUGAAUGUUUUGGGUUCAGAACUCUUUGGUCUCUAAACAUCAAGCGGACGUUUUUAUUUCUUUUUAUGCCUUUUUGCAUUCUCAGCCAAAAACCUUCUCGUAUUAGCCCAUUGCCAACAGGCCCGUCGUUAUGGUUUUGCACUACAUUGAUGUGGUCACUUCCUGUUUGUUGCCGUGGUUACAGUGAACUGUAUUCUGUCUUUGCAUCGGUUGUAGUUUUGGCUCUGCACGUGCUUCUUUAAGGAGGAGACCUUUCGUUAUCGUUGUUUGUUAUUGGAGCCAAAGAAACCCCCAAAAUGUUGUUAUGGAACUUUAUGGACUUUCAUGGUCCCCCAAAGAGGGACACCAAUAAUGAGUGCCCUGGACCUCAAAAUGCACGAUGAUUCAUCAACGUUUGUUUCUGGCAGCUGGCAUUAGCAUAAUGGCUAAUGUUAGCCGCCAGUCCCUUCAGGCCACGCCCCUACAAAUUCUCAUCUUGAAUAAACAACAGACAUGGCUGUUGUUAGCAGUCAAGCUAGCAGCGAGCGGAGGCUUCUCGACGACCUUUCACGUGAUACGUGACGCAACGCUAAAGGACAUUUUCCUACACAUCAAGACUUCUUCUUCUCGGCUGAUUAACUUUCUCUCUGGCGCCGUCGACUUCGUUAACAGCAGCCAGAAGCUUUUAAGAGCCGACUCCGAAAUUUACGUCACAUUGGUUCCCUCAAAUAAAAGAAAAUGGCGUUUUUUAUUUUUUUACUAUUGCAGAAAAUAAACUGUGGCAGAUUAACUUGCGUCAUGCCUGUUCUGUUUGACAGAUGAACACGUUGAUGGGUUCCUCAUUUAGAUAAAAGCUUCUCGAUUCACAGGACGGAUAUUUACCGAUGUCUUUAAUGUUCUAUCAAAAUGUUAAUUUAGGCAUUUAAAAACAGAAAUAUUUUGCCUGGAAAUGUUUUUUUUGUUUUUGUGUGUGUGAAACACUUUUUGCACAUAACUAUGAUCCAAAACCCGGAGCACGUAUUCCACUGCAGGUCAGUGGGUGAGACUGAGUGAGUGUUUUUGUAAACUCUGAUGUAUUUUGUUUUGUUUUUAAUAACAAUAAAACUUUUCUGCAUUGUCA